Salvelinus sp. IW2-2015 is the source of this 497-nucleotide messenger RNA. RefSeq names its product AT-rich interactive domain-containing protein 4B. The record is from RefSeq and is a predicted model, not a curated record. NCBI's taxonomy places the organism in Eukaryota, Metazoa, Chordata, Actinopteri, Salmoniformes, Salmonidae. Gene Ontology annotation, molecular function: transcription cis-regulatory region binding. Gene Ontology annotation, biological process: regulation of transcription by RNA polymerase II. Gene Ontology annotation, cellular component: nucleus.
CGCUGGGCAUGCGGGAGCUGUGGCUGUGGAGUUUGUGCAUCAGGCGGUGGUGCCCGGCUCCUGGAGGACUGAGGUGAAAGACGAGAGUUCCACCAGUGAGGAAGAUGAGGAGGAGGAAGAGCAGGAGGAAGAGGCCAGCGAAGAAGAGGAAGAGGAGGAAGUGGAGCCGUUCCCUGAGGAGAGAGACAACUUCCUGCAGCAGCUGUACAAGUUCAUGGAGGACAGAGGAACCCCCAUCAACAAGAAGCCCGUGCUGGGCUACAGGAACCUGGACCUCUUCAAGCUCUACAGACUGGUGCACCAACUGGGAGGCUUCCACGAUAUUGAGAGCGGGUCCGUAUGGAAGACUGUCUACCAAGCUCUGGGAAUCCCUGUUCUCAACUCUGCCGCCGGCUACAAUGUCAAAUGUGCUUACCGCAAGUACGUAGUGAGAGCCCGUUGAUUAUCUGUGUACCACUGAUAAUGUACCUUUUAGGGGGACACCUCUUGAGUCGCUG